GAUGAACUUUGUCCUGCAGCACAGAAGCUGAAAAAACUGUUUUUCAGGUGUCAUCAGACCGAGUAGCUGCUGCAACACUUUUGUUCAAGUUUCAGUAGAAAUUUUAUUUUUUUAAAUCAGUUGGUGUCAACAUGGCAGAGAGGAGAACUGCACUGAAGACGACUGCAGAGCCAAACUUCCUGCAGUUUAAUGAUUUGGCCUGUGAGGCGGUUGGUGGGAAGGUUAUUUUUGCAUCAGAUGAGUGGUUCGCUCCUGCUGCCAACCUGCUGAAGAGAGAGUCGCCUCAGUUCAUCGCUUCUGCCUUCACUGAUUUUGGGAAGUGGAUGGACGGAUGGGAGACCAGAAGAAAGAGAAUACCUGGUCACGACUGGUGCAUCAUCCAGCUGGGAGUACCUGGGCUGAUCUACGGCUUUGAUGUCGACACAUCCUUCUUCACUGGAAACCACUCGCCUUUCGCCUCCAUCCAGGCAGGUUGUCUGGACCAACCGCCCACCUUUAUGCUGGAGGGGGACCGAACUGGCAUGGCCGCCUCGGACAGUCAGCUGGCUGCUGUCGCCGAGCUGGGCUCGGAGGCGUGGCCGGAGCUGGUGUCUGUAUCGCAGCUGAAGCCCGGAUACUCAGACAGCUGCCAUAACUACUUCCAGGUCAACUUCAACCGUAGAGUCACACACCUGCGUCUCAACAUGUAUCCAGACGGGGGGAUAGCCAGACUGCGAGUGUUCGGCAUCGGGCAGAGAGAUUGGUCUUCUGUCUCCCCCAACCAGGACAUUGACCUGCUGGCUCUGACCAAUGGAGGAGUCUGCCUCGGCUACAGCGACGCCCACUUUGGACAUCCACGCAACAUGAUUGGUCUCGGUCUGGCUGCCAACAUGGGCGAUGGGUGGGAGACCGCUCGCAGACUGGACAGGCCAAAAAAACUGAAGGUGGACCGGAAGGGGAUCCUGCAGGUUCCCGGUUGGGAGUGGGUCGUGUUUCGUCUCGGUCACUGUGGACUCAUCAGCAGAAUCGAGGUCGACACCAACCACUUUAAAGGUAAUUUCCCGGACUCCUGCAGGAUCGAGGGGUGCACUUUGACCCCUGAGGAGGAAGCUCAGUGCAGCAGGACCAAGUGGAUUACUGACAAAUGGCAGGUUCUCCUUCCACCACAGAAACUUCGUCCUCAUCACAGACAUCUCUACAGCGAGGACGAGCUGAAGCUGAGCCGACCCGUCACUCACAUCCGCCUCGUCAUCGCUCCGGACGGAGGCGUCAGCCGGCUCCGGCUCUGGGGUCGACCAACACCCGUAUCCAAGGCAACGGCCAAUCAGCAGAGGAGACCUGCAUCCAAACUGUAAUACACACCUGAGAGCUCGAUCUGCGUCACAGAAUUAACUUAUUCUGUAACGUGACAAUAAAAUCAAGUACGGCUGAACUUA
Messenger RNA from Scomber japonicus (chub mackerel), 1415 nucleotides. It is a transcript of the gene allc, whose product is annotated as allantoicase. NCBI's taxonomy places the organism in Eukaryota, Metazoa, Chordata, Actinopteri, Scombriformes, Scombridae. Gene Ontology annotation, biological process: allantoin catabolic process. Gene Ontology annotation, molecular function: allantoicase activity. The record is from RefSeq and is a predicted model, not a curated record. The transcript is spliced from 11 exons. Bases 132 to 1334 code for a protein of 400 amino acids.